AGUCGAUGGUAUGGUCACCAAAGUUCAUCAGUCGUUGUGGCAAAGUCAAGAGUGGAUUUUGGAUUAGCUGGGACACCGGAGUUAAGUACACAUAUUACAUCAUCAUGAAGUUCUACAUGGGAUUGGCGGCGAUUGUGAUGGUUUCUCUAGUUAAACCAGGAGAGGCCACCUUUGGCAAACUGAAUCUUCUGCUUGGAGGAGCAACCACAUCGGGCUAUGGAUCUGGAUAUGGUUAUGGCUCUGGUUAUGGCUCCGGCUAUGGCUCUGGCUAUGGAUAUGGAUCGGGCUAUGGAUCAGGCUAUGGUGCUGGCUAUGGAUAUGCUCCUGAGAACGUGGUGAAAGUGAUCAAGGUGUCGGUGGUGCCAAGCGGUGGAGUCGGAGGAGGCUAUGGCGGCGGCUAUGCUGGAGGCUAUGGUGGUGGCUACUCUGGUGGCCUCUCCGGUGGUUUUGUGGGAGCUGCUCCGGCCAUUUCUACAUCCGCUGUGGUUACUCCGGUGGUCACUUCAGUGUCCACGCCAGUGGCAGCUCCUGUUCUUGCCGGUGGUGCCGGCUAUGUGAGUGGUUUCGGAGGUGGCCUGACCGGAGGUUUGGGUGGCUAUGGAGGCUCUUUCGGUGGUGGUGCAGCUCUGCCCGCCUCCUAUGGCUUUGGAGCUGGUUAUGGCGCUGGCGGUGGCUUUGGACUGGGAUUCGGAGCACCACCACCACCAUUGGGUCUGGCUGGAGGACUUUGCUAGAGAACGAGGAAACUACAGCUUCGAGUGGUACUUUUUUUUUUUGAUAAUUUUAAAAAACGAUUUGUAAUUAAAAGUUAACGAUUUAUAAUAAAAUGUAUAAAUAACGAGUAAACAUCUUAAGAGACGUUAGAACAAAACUACUGCAUUGACAAGCCCAAAAGUCUGCUAACAAAAGAUGUACCCAAGAAACUAAAGUUCUAUUUUUUAACUGACAUUCCAGUUUUUUCUACUCUUUUAUUCACCAAAAACUGGCGUUUGUAAUCUUGGCAUUUUGCAAUUUGAAAGCUUGACAAUUACAAAAUAAAAAUUUCGCACCUAAUUGAAGAAGCCACCGCCCCCACCCUGAUGACCUUCGUUUUGGACCUCUGAAUGAAAUCGAGAGUUGAGUGCUGUUUACGCACUCAGUUAGCCGGCUUUAACCCUUUCCACCGCCCUUAACCCAACAAGCCGCAGAUCGUGAGCCCAACGAAACUGUUAAUGGUAAUCAAGUGCCAAAAACCAAAAGCAAAACCAAAGUCAAAGUCACAAGAGCCAAGCCCAAAAAAAAGAUACGAGAAUGUUGUACGCCCGUUGGGUGC
This is a messenger RNA of Drosophila eugracilis, 1312 nucleotides long. Its product is annotated as glycine-rich cell wall structural protein. The record is from RefSeq and is a predicted model, not a curated record. NCBI's taxonomy places the organism in Eukaryota, Metazoa, Arthropoda, Insecta, Diptera, Drosophilidae. The transcript has a single exon. The coding region runs from base 6 to 734 and encodes 242 amino acids.